Xenopus tropicalis (tropical clawed frog) is the source of this 1659-nucleotide messenger RNA. Its product is annotated as transmembrane protease serine 11D-like. The transcript has 4 exons. The coding region runs from base 3 to 485 and encodes 160 amino acids. Lineage: Eukaryota; Metazoa; Chordata; Amphibia; Anura; Pipidae. The record is from RefSeq and is a predicted model, not a curated record.
AGAUGAAAUCCUUUGGACAUUAUAAGGUUACUAUAGCUGUUAUCAGCUUUGUCAUUUUGACUCUUGUUGCAGCUGUGGUUUCUGCUGUUGUCAUAGUUGUUGUUCUUGGUCGAAACACUUCAAUAUCGAACUACACCUUUAACUAUUAUAAUGGCUCUUUUAGGAUAAGUAAUGAAAACUACACAGAUGAUUAUAAAAAUAGCCAAAGUGAUGCAUAUAAAUCACUGUCUGCUCAAGUUGAAGGACUUAUUUCAAAGACUUUUUACAACUCAGAUAUGAAGAACCAGUACAGCUCAGCAAAGGUCAUCAGUAUAAGCCCUGGGAGUGUUAUACCUACAUUCAUUUUAUUAUUUAACUUUGCUAAUGGUGCAAGCAAAAAUAUGUCAUCUGCCUUUGUCCAGAAGAUAUUCGUAGAAAACAUUAAAAAUAUUCCAGGAAACCUUUUUGAUAUUGAUGAGAACUCAUUCAAAUUGAUAGGUAAGUAACUUUGGCGAAGCAAAACGGGACAGAUUCUCUUUUAACCUUCUUGAUAGAGGGUAACAGGGUUGAACUGGGGUGUAUGGGGCUCACUGGGGCUGCCACCCCAAGGGCCUCAACACCAGUCACAUACACCUUUGCUCACGCUUCUGAACAACAAAAGCAACACUCCUGCAGGCAAGUACAUCACACACACCCCCAGCACAAGCACAUUGUGUCUCCAAUUUCCAGCAAAGGGAGGGUAUGAGUGGCAGGGAGUGGACCUGGGCCACCGGGGCCCACAAUGGGGCCCAGUCCAACCCUGAAGAUAAGUUGCUACUAAUUGACUCUUACCACUGGGCUAUAACAGAUCUUACCUAUAUCUUGCUACAUCUGUUCAACAUACAAAAGAUGUUGUAAGUAGUAGUCAGCACAGCAACUUGUAUAAGUUUUAAAGCAAGUUCUCCAAUGGCCACUUCUCAUUGGUAUAUCAAACUGCAAACAAUCUGGAAGAGUACCACUAUUUUUCUUUUAAAAAAUAGCUGCCCCUGUUAAGAGAAACUGCACCAGCUCGGGGUAGCUGCAAGCCUUCACGCGCUUGCACAUAUGCAGUUGAGUGAAAAGCUGAACUUUAACAAAGAAGUCGGCUUUUUACUCUAAUGCACAUGUGUCGGCCCAGGGAACAAGGAAGAAGGAAACGCUCGCUGCAGGCCAAGGCAACUUCCCCAAUUUCAGUGUGCCAUCCCACCGGCGAUUUACAUUUUCGCCAGUGGGAUGGCAUUUCGGGGAGAUUAGUCGCCCGCGAGCCAAAGCCCUUAAGCAGGGGUGGUCAAUAUGUUGAUCGCGGUCCAUCAGUCGAUCCCCUGUGGAUCACUGGUGGACCGCGAUGAAGCCGGGGAUGCAGAAAGUGCUGCGUGAAUGCGUACGUACACUGCGUCAUGUACGUAAGCAUUCACACCGCACUUCCGCAUUCCACGGUCCUAAGUUGACCACGGAAUGGAAAAGUCUGGCCACCCCUGCCCUAAAGCAUUCCAGUUAGCUUGGCCAGCUGAAACUUAGGUACAAGAAGGAAAAUCAAGCAUACAACAAAGCAAUCAGGCAAGCAGGAGCUUGAAGAAUGGGAAGCCAUGACAAAGACUUAACCAGUGGAGGGGCAUGUUAUCUCUUGGAUGGGAGAAGUGGAAUUCUGGCAGUAUUAUUUAA